GGAGCGGCCGGGCGCGACCCUUGCGAUCUGCGGUCCGGGUAACUUAAGGCUGGUCACAUUAUUUUUACAGGCUUGACUGAGGACGAUAUUGAGCAGAGUCAAUGUCAUAAAUUUGAGGUCAUUUUGCAAAGAAAGAAGUCAAGAAUACGAAAGAACUAUGGGAUCAUAUAAGUAUAUGUUUAGGCAUGUUUACUUCACCUUCUACCUCACGAAAAUAGGUCAAGACUAUUUAGCAUAGGGAAGCAACUGUAUAGAGUUCACUCUUGCGUUUGUUUAGUAUAACUCGCGCUAAGAAAUGCGACAAUUUACCCGUGACUUAAUAAUGCGAAUGCGCAAUUUGCGGUCCAUGGUGCCCAAGGCAGUUUGGCCAAUCUACGGAGUUUAUCUGGCAAUGCAGGUCCUCGACAGCACUGCUGGGCCGGUCCUCCUCCCUUUUUUGCGCACACUAGUAAUCUGCGGUAAUGACGCGAACCCUAUCGAUA
Molecule: messenger RNA, 482 nt
Organism: Amoebophrya sp. A25
Lineage: Eukaryota; Dinophyceae; Syndiniales; Amoebophryaceae
Source: the annotation of a GenBank genome assembly